Dreissena polymorpha is the source of this 1367-nucleotide messenger RNA. RefSeq lists its product as uncharacterized. The record is from RefSeq and is a predicted model, not a curated record. Lineage: Eukaryota; Metazoa; Mollusca; Bivalvia; Myida; Dreissenidae. The transcript has 5 exons. The coding region runs from base 119 to 1210 and encodes 363 amino acids.
UGUAAAUGACGUCAUGGUUCAGUACGUCACAAUACUUGACAAAGAGUAUUUGCCGUUGCUAUGUGGCGAAGAAAGUAGCCAGUGUCCGUUCGAUGAGUAACGUUAGCACACAUAUGAAAUGAGAAAUUGUAUAGACGGGCGCAAGGAAUUCUACGACGACAAACUCAAGCGUGUAGAGUACGUUGACGAUGAUCAGACUGACGUCACUCCGCUGCCCGCCAUGGUGCCUGUGGAAUGGGUGCGCCUAGAGGACGUAUGGCGCCAAUUUGGGCAGGCCUUCGUGGACGCCUGCAUUGCCAACCGCUGGAAGACGACGCUUAGUGAAAGUCCAAAGUGGCUGGCAAUCCCGGGUUUGAAUCCAGCAGAGUACCCAUGCCACCCCGGCGCUGUGGUGAUCUUGGAAGAAAAGAACGUAUUCGACGUCGUCCUGCACAAUAAGGUCGUAGGAUAUUUUGCCGGCGCUGUCGAGGAUUUCUUUGCGGCUGGUCGACCCAAGGCAGGCGCUGUCAGAUUAUUAACCAAGACGUCUACGUCAUCUUUCGGGACUCUCCGGAAGGAAUUCCGAGCACGGAAAUCACCGAGGGCAGUCAUUAUUACGGCGGAGACACAAGACGUUCUCUCACUUAAGUCGUCAGCUACUUCAUCUGCACACUGCACCAAAUUUCCAACAUGGGCCAAGAAAGGCACUUUAUUGAGUUUGGAUAAUUUUGCAUAUACCGGAAUUCGAUCCCGAAAGUGUUACGUUGUCAGCCAAGUGGUGCGGUCGAGUCGUCUUACAUUGGAAUUCACGUUAAAUGGAGAAAUAUUUUACGAGACGGUUUAUGACGUCCCGGUCCCGAUCUGUUUCCAGCUGCACAAAGUUCAUACUGAAAAGGGAAGCUAUGGUGUACUAAAGUCAGUCACUCCUCUAACGAAGAAACCACACAUACAUUUCGGGGAACGAAGUGAAAUUGACAGAUUCAUAAGACCUAUGGUACCCAAUCAAUCAAGAUAUGGACCGGAUGUGGGUGACAAUUCACCGGACUAUGACAAAUGGAGGGAGCCCCGAGUGCGCCAGUCGCUGCGGCGUAGCGGGUUGGGCAAGGACGAUAUCAAGCUGUACUUCGACACCCAGCACGAGUACAGUCAACUGAGGCACGUGCUCGGCGAACAUGCGAAUAGUGAGUCUACGGCGUUGAAGACGGAUGAAAAGACACCGCAGUCUCAUUAAAACAGACAAUGAUUUUGGAAUGCAUUUUGUUCUCUACCAAACGUGACAAUAAGCUAUUUUUUGUCUCGAAAUAAGCACAACAUACAUUUGUACUCAUAAUAUUCUCAUACAUUUUUGUUCAUUUAAUAUGUCACUAUAAAAAAAUACGUAAUAAUUA